UUCACAUUCCGAGCAUGUGAGAUGGCCUCUGUGCCUCUAACUCAGGCUGACUUCUUGCUUCCCUGCAUAUGCUUGUGACGCUAGAGAUCAGUAGAGGCGAGUAAGCUCCAUAGCAGAAUAAGCCUGGUUCUGGCAGAAAACUGUUUCUACCACUGCCUCCUCUGUAGGUCUGCAUUUAUGAAGACAGUAUAGUUAAGGAUGAGGGAGGAGCUGCUACCAAACUACUCUUUCCAGGCCACAAGAUUUCCUGUCCUGGCCCUGCCUUAAAAAUCACACCAGUUAGUGGGGCACAGGGACUCAUACCUGUAAUCAAAGAACUCUGGGAGGCCAAGGUAGGUGGAUUGCCUGAGCUCAAGAGUUUGAGACAGUUUGAACAAAAGCGAGUCUCUGUCUCUACUAAAAACAGAAAAACUAGCUGGUGAUGUGGCGGGUGCCUGUAAGUGUCAGCUACUCAGGAGGCAGAGGCAAGAGGAUCACUUGAGCCCAAGAGUUUGAGGUUAGUGUGAGCUAUGACACCAAAAGCACUCUACCCAGGGCCACAGAGUGUGACUCUGUCUCAAAAAAAAAAAAAAAAAAAAUUCCAGUAACUGGAGGCUGAGGAAACAGCAUGUGCCAAGGUGGCCCUGUGGUGGAAGGUGGCAUUACCGAUGUAAGCAGAGUUCAGAGAACAUUGGGGUUUAUGUUAUGUGCUGAGACUAGAGAUACUGGUGGGAGCAGACUGUCCAGGACCUGAAAGCCAAAGAAAGAAAUCUGGAAUAUCCUAAGAGAAAUGGGAAGCUGCAGAGGAACUUUAGGCAGGAGGAGGACUUCAGAUUGUUUUAAAAGAGGAAGAGGUAUGGCUCCUCCGUGGGGAGUGGACUAGAGGGAAGGAGAGGACUGUGGUCUGUACUGGGGAAGAGGCGGUAGGAACAGGAAGGACACAGAGGAAGGAGAUGUUUGCAGGUCGAACCAGCAGAAUUCAGAGAUGCCAUGAAGUGGGGCGAGGGGAAGAUGGGAGCAGGCAUCAGGCAUGGCACUCAGGGUUAGUUCUGUAGGCAAGUCCUGACCUUCCGGGCCUCCAUCCUGUCUCCACCUCUGCCCCUGCCAGCAUCUGGGUCACUUACCCUCUGACCCGAAUUUGUCUCUGUUGUUAUUGAUACUGGGGUCUCCUAGGAUAAGGCUCAAGGUAUGUGCCUGUUUCCUCUGCAAGGGACAGGGCAUACAGAUGGCCUUAGGUGAGAUUAAGGGGAUGACAGGCCACUUUCUUGGCUAAAACCCAAACCUAAACUUACCACUGGGGUGUGAGUGUCCACAUGCCCUUAGUGUAUAAAGGUCUGGGUGUGUUUGUGUUUCUGUGAUCAGCUUUUUGUGGUCACCUCAAGGCUGACAUUUGAGGAUUGAAGUUGGAUGUUGUGAAAACUCAUUCUAUCCAGCUCAUUUGUCACCAAGGCAAUGCCCACCUUGGUAUCUCUAGUCUCAGCACAUCUCAGUCUCUCCACUGGCUCAGUGCAGCCUCUGCUGGCUAGUGUUUUUCCCAAGUCCUGGGAAGUCAGAUAUUCAGACUCUGAAGAAAAGCUAAAAACACUCAAAACCUCCAUUCUCCCCACCCACACCUCUAUCAGUGGCUUUUAUUUAUUUGUUAUCUAUUUACCCCUUAUGCCUGCAUCUCCUAAAGCAGUGUUUUUCCUUUAUGUUUUUAUUUAUUUUUAUUUUUUUUGAGAUAGAGUCUCACUAUGUCGCCCUUGGUAGAGUGCUAUGGCAUUACAGCUCAGAGCAACCUCCAACUCUUGGGCUUAAAAGAUUCUCUUGCCUCAGCCUCCCAAGUAGCUGGGACUACAGGCGCCCACCAUAACACUUGGCUAUUGUUUUGUUGCAGUUGUCAUUGGUGCUUAGCUGGCCAGGGCCUGGUUCAAACCCGCCACCCUCAGUGCAUGUGGCCAGUGCCGUAACCACUGUGCUACGGGCACAGAGCCUGUUUCUCUUUUUUAAUCUACAGCACACUUGAACCUGUAGUUAAAUUUCCACAGCACACUUAAAUUAUGUCAAUCAAAAUAAGAAGAGUAAAAAAAAAAAAAAGAAGAAGAAGAAGAAUAUACUUACUGUGCUUUGAACUUCUUUCAAAAAUAACUUAAUUAAUAGUCUUUAAAAUUUUUCAAAUCACACCUAAGAUCCUCUCAUAGCACACCAGUUGAAAGUCACUGCCUUAGAGGCUUUCAGGAGCAAAACAGUUUAUCCUCCACAACCACAUCCUGGAGACUAGGGAAUUCCAGAGCUUCUCCUCUCUCUUGCCACUUGGCAGCACAAAUAGCUAUGGAAACAGCUGACCAGCAGUAGACAGUGGAGGGAAGGAAGGGAGCCAUGUGUGAGUUGGGGUGCCCCAACCACCCUUGCUUCUCUGAAGCAGAGCCCAAGGGACCCACACUCUGCAGUGCCCCCACCCAAGAGAACACCCAGCUACAGUGAGCAGGGAGUAGACCCACCUCUACCCAGUGUCCUUGAUUUGCCUGCCACUUGGACAGCAGGCCCUAGGCAACAUCAAGUGCAUAGUGCCGAAGAUACAUCACAACUGGAAGCACAACCCCUCCUGAAGAAUUUGGGCCCUCCAGUAUCUUUGGAAGAGUGUUCUUAUUUCAUUGUUAGAGGACCUUCUUGCAUCUCCAUUGAGACUUUCUCCUCCUCCACACCACUCCCCCGCACGCGGCCCAGCAUCGGGAAACCGAGAGCUCAGAGAACUGUAGCCACAGAGACGCAUGUACCACUCAGUGGGGCUGGGAUAGGCUGCAGACACUUGCGAGCAGCGGGUAAGGGAGAAAGGGAGAGGCCAGGCGAGUUGGCGCACGCGGCGGCGGCGGCCCGCCCAGCCCGCGGGGGCGCCCUCAGGGAUGGAGCGGGAGCGCCGCGGCGCCCCCUGGUGGCUGAACUACGCGGCAUCGCGGCUGUUCGCAUCCGUCGCGUGGUCCCGAGACUUCAACCCGGUCCUCGCGAGGCCGCGCCUCUGGGUGACCUGAAUCGCGGGUUCCGACUCCAUCGUCACCUUUUGCCUCCGACACCGGUUCUUCUCAGGCUCUCGCGACUUUCACGACUUUCACCCUUACUCCUCUGUUCAAAUCUCAGCAACAUGCAACCCAUGAACCUCGAGGGUUCCCGCGCGUUCCGCAGGCGGCCUCUGCUGUGCCUGCUGCUUCCACUGUUACUGUUGCCGCCGAAGCCUCUAACCCUCUCCCAGACUACGCCGGGCGCCUCCAGCGCCCCAACAAAGCCGGGCAGCCUCGCCACGCCAGGCACCCCCAGCACCCAGGACCUGAGAGAGCGUGCGCGGGCACUGAUGCGGGAAUUCCCGCUUGUGGAUGGCCAUAAUGACCUGCCCCUGAUCCUGAGGCAGUUUUCCCAGAACCGGCUACAGGACGUUAAUCUGCACAAUUUCACCCAUGGCCAGACCAGCCUGGACAGGCUUAGAAAUGGCCUCGUGGGCGCCCAGUUCUGGUCGGCCUACGUCCCAUGCCAGACUCAGGACAGGGAUGCUGUGCGCCUCACCCUGGAACAGGUUGACCUCAUUCGCCGUAUGUGUACCUCCUACCCUGAGCUGGAGCUGGUGACCUCAGUUAAAGCUCUGAACAAUACCCAGAAACUGGCCUGCCUCAUUGGUGUGGAAGGUGGCCACUCACUGGACAACAGCCUCUCCAUCUUACGUACCUUCUAUUUGCUGGGAGUGCGCUACCUAACUCUCACUCAUACCUGCAACACACCCUGGGCGGAGAGCUCGGCUAAGGGCAUUCACCCCUUCUACACUAAUGUCAGUGGGCUGACCAGCUUUGGAGAGAAGGUGGUAGAAGAAAUGAACCACCUGGGAAUGAUGGUAGACUUGUCGCAUGUCUCGGACGCUGUGGCACAGCGGGUCCUGGAAGUGUCACAGGCACCAGUGAUCUUCUCCCACUCAGCAGCCCGGGGUGUGUGCAACAAUACUCGCAAUGUUCCUGAUGACAUCCUACAGCUUCUGAAAAAGAAUGGUGGCAUUGUGAUGGUAUCUUUGUCUAUGGGAGUGCUGCAGUGCAACCAGUUAGCCAAUGUGUCCACUGUGGCAGAUCACUUCGACCACAUCAAGGCAGUCAUCGGUUCCAAGUUCAUCGGGAUCGGUGGAGAUUAUGAUGGGGCUGGCCAGUUCCCUCAGGGGCUGGAGGAUGUGUCCACAUACCCAGUACUGAUAGAAGAGUUGCUGAGUCGUGGCUGGAGUGAGGAAGAGCUUCAGGGCAUCCUUCGUGGAAACCUGCUACGGGUCUUUGGACAAGUGGAACAGGUACGGGAGGAAAACAAGUGGCAAAGUCCCUUGGAGGACACAUUCCCAGAUGAGCAGCUGGACAGUUCUUGCCACUCCGUCAUCCCACGUCAGCGUCAGAGACAAUCACUGGUUUCAGACCAGAAAUUAACCAAGAUUCCAACACAUCAGACAUCCAAGUUAUCAUCCAAGUGGUCAUUCUCAAAGUCUUCCCCUGUUGUGGCCCCAAGCCUUACAGUUGUUGCCACCUUCCUAGUACUUAUUGUGUGGCUCUGGUGACCUAGUCAGUCCUGUCAGAUUCACUAUGGCAACUGCAUACACCCCCACAACAUUCCCCUGCUGUGCAGGCACAAACAUUUUUUGAAAAUAAAGGUUUUGAACAU
Molecule: messenger RNA, 4635 nt
Organism: Nycticebus coucang (slow loris)
Lineage: Eukaryota; Metazoa; Chordata; Mammalia; Primates; Lorisidae
Product: dipeptidase 2-like
Exons: 11
Coding region: 3098-4531 (477 amino acids)
Biological process (GO): proteolysis
Molecular function (GO): metallodipeptidase activity
Source: RefSeq, a predicted model, not a curated record